Messenger RNA from Marchantia polymorpha subsp. ruderalis, 2614 nucleotides. The record is from the annotation of a GenBank genome assembly. NCBI's taxonomy places the organism in Eukaryota, Viridiplantae, Streptophyta, Marchantiopsida, Marchantiales, Marchantiaceae.
AGCGAGGGAGCGAGGGUAAGGAGAGAAUAGUGGCAGUAAAUUUGUUUGUGGCGGAUUCUGAUCUCAUGGAUCGUACGCAGUAGCCGGAGGAGGGGAGCCCUGGAGCAGCAGCAGCAGCAGCAGCUGGACGACGACGAGGCAAGCCAGCUUGGAUUCGUUACGUGUGCGAGUCACGCUCAAAUCCCUUUGUCCGCCUUUUGCCUCUCUCACACCUGGGGCCGAGGCAAGCAGAUCAGAUCACACUCUGAGCCGAGCAGCUCAGAAUAGCCCGGGCCUGCUUUUCUUUCGCUCUAUCUUUGUAGUUCUUGAGCGUUCGCGAGCCUUCUUCUUCUUCUUCUUCCGCAUCUUCUGCGCUCCAUCCGGAGUCCCAGGAGAGCAGUGCGUUCGUUCGUUCGCCUUCCUCCGUUCGAGUUCUCAAUAGAUCAGGCGCCGGGACUAGUCCACUCUGCCACCACCACUUGUGAUCACCGCAGCAUCAGCGAGCAGCGCAUCAGUAGCAGCAGCGAGUGGGGAGUGAGUGAGUGAGUGAGUGAGUGUGUGCGUUUGACCUCGAGCUAAACGCAUUUUUGAUUCUACUGCUCACAUCCCGCCCCAGCCCGCCUCAGCCCACCCGUCUCACCUGAUCCCUUCGUCCCGUCCUGCGCUCCUCGUCCGCCUUGAUACACGCAUUUGAUUCUCCACCCGUGCUACCACACACUUUCGCCAGCCGCGAGUUCCGUCGUGUUUUCUGUACAGCCCCGCGCGCCCCUUGCAGAGAUCCAAAGGGGCAUUCUGGCCCGUGCAAGAGCGCUCUGUGCUGUGCUGUGCUGUGCUGUGCUGUGCGCGUCAUACUUCGAGCAUUCGUGCGCCCUCGCCCUGCGCCUUUCUUUUCGUUUUCUGGUCGGAUAUUGCCCCACGGGGGUUGACAAUUUGCCUUCCCGGAACAUUCACCAGCCCCACCGAGAGAGAUCCUUGCGCAGUUGACUUUGCGCUCAGAUAAGCCGUGUGCACAGGGCCCGGGAAUUCAGUCCCCCACUGCCACUACUUAUGGACCGUGAUUGAUAGCAGAGUCGGGUUGUCUCCCAACUCGUUCGUUGCAGGAAGCAGGAGCGUGUUCCCAAGCUAUGGAAGCUUGUUUGAAAGAACUAGAAAGUUUGCUGAGGACGACGGUGGUUUGCGGAGCGCAUCUUUUCCAGGGGUGCGACAUCUAGUGGUUUAGUCCGUCUUCAGAUCGCGCGCAGGCAGCUCCCCUGCAUGCAUGGGCGUUUCGAAGGCGUAGCAGGACAGCAGGAAGUUUCAAGCGUAGCAGCAGACCAGCAGCGCGCAAUGGUGAGGAGAAGCGUAGAGGACGCUAGUUCCGAUUGCAGCGUGUUGACCAGUAGCAAUUCGGUGGACACCGUAGAGAGCCACUGCGCCCCAGCUGAGAUCCAUGUCUUGGCUGUGGACGACAACAACCUCGAUCGUAGAUUGAUCGAGAUGCUUCUGAAGACGUCAUCAUUCAAAGUAACGACGGUGAAUAGCGCUGUGAAAGCUUUGGAAGUUUUGGGUCUGGUGAAGGGCACAUCUGCUAGCAACUCGAAGGGUUUUGAAGUGGAUCUCAUCAUCACAGACUACUGCAUGCCGGAGAUGACUGGCUACGAGCUUCUGAAGAGAGUGAAGCAAGAAAGUUCUUCCCUGAAGGAAGUUCCAGUCGUGAUAAUGUCAUCGGAGAACGUCCCGUACCGCAUCAACAGAUGCCUGGCAGAAGGAGCCGAAGAAUUUCUGAUAAAGCCCGUGCAACUAGCGGACGUGAAGCGGUUAAGGGGUCACGUGAGACAAUCCAUGUCGUUGUCGGCAUCGUCGAGUGAUAGCUCAGGAUCAUCUCCCUACUCUAUGAAGAGGAAGGUUACGGCCACGAAAGGCUUGCAAGUGCAACAAAGUCGGAAGAGUCUGCAGGUGCAGAGCCUCGAGAGACGGCCCCGUUUAAAUCGACAGCUCGAGGAGAGGGCGGAGGAUGGGAUCACUUGACAGGACAGGACAGGAAGGAUAUCUGCAAUCAUUUCUGCUUGGAACUCUACAUUGCACUCUCAGUGUCUAAGUGAUGGAUGGAUGGAUGGAGUCAGCUUGCUCUGCGCGUCUUCUCUGCAAGUGUACAUUAUUGUCCGUUUGAGCGGCAGUGAAGGCUUCCCCAAGGUCAUUCACCCACAGCUAAGCUACAUUACGUACGACGGCUGUUCCAACAGUUCACUACAUCACCACCACCAUCAUCAACAACAACCAUUCUGCUCUCGUGCGCAGGCACGAGCAGUCAUAGCCCCUCAGUCAGCCAUCGCGUAAAUUGUAAUUUUUUACGGCUUUCUAGUGCACACACACGCUGUGCAGUCGCAGGGAUCUUUUGAUAAACGUUCGAGGGUUCUGUGUACUUCCAUUUCCGAGCGCUCCAUAUUGGCCGCUCGGAAACAUCGGGUCUCAUGAAUCAAGAGUUGACGUACUUUUCGUUCCUAAAAAUAUUUACUCCCUAGACAGCGUCUGCGUCUGCAUGGUGGAUUAUUAUUGGAUGUGUGCUCGAAAGGCAUAUUUGGUGUUGAUCCCGAUCGAGUACUAUUGCUGUAACUUUGAGACAUAAUUUUCUGUACCAGUAAAGAAUAAGGUUGCG